CAGAGCUGUGGUAGGAGGCCUAGGGUCGGGCCGGCCCGGCGGGCGGCGGCGCUCUCCCGGAUCACAGCGCCUAGCGGCGGCGCGAAGAUGCGGCUGCGGCUCCUGGCGCUGGCGGCGGCGAUGCUGCUGGGUCUGGCCCCGGAGGUCUGUGGUGCUCUCAACGUCACUGUGUCCCCAGGACCUGUGAUUAACUACUUGGAAGGGGAAAAUGCCACCCUCCUCUGCCACGUCUCCCAGAAGAGACGGAAGGACAGCUUGCUGGCCGUGCGUUGGUUCUUUGCCCGCAAUGGCUCCCAGGAGGCCUUGAUGGUGAAGAUGACGAAGCUUCGGGUGGUUCAGUACUAUGGGAACUUCAGCCGUACUGCCAACCAACAGAGGCUGCGCCUGCUUGAGGAGCGCCGAGGAGUGCUGUACAGGCUGUCUGUCCUGACACUCCGGCCAGCGGAUCAAGGGCACUAUGUCUGCAAAGUGCAAGAAAUCAGCAAGCACAGAAACAAGUGGACAGCCUGGUCUAAUGGCUCCUCGGCGACAGAAAUGAGAGUGAUCUCCCUCAAAGUUGAUGAAGAUUCCUUUGAGAAAAAGAAAGUGACCUGGACGUUUUUUGAAGAUCUCUACAUGUAUGCCGUCCUUGUGUGCUGUGUGGGCAUCCUCAGUGUUCUGCUCUUCACCCUGGUCAUUGCCUGCCAGUCUGUGUUUCACAAGAGGAAAUCUAGAGUGAGACAUUAUUUGGUGAAAUGCCCUCAGAACAGUUCAGGGGAGACUGUCACCAGUGUGACCAGCCUGGCCCCACUGCAGCCACAGAAGGGCAAGAGGCAGAAGGAGAAACCAGAUGUUCCACCUGCAGUCCCUGCCAAAGCUCCGAUAGUUACCACUUUCCACAAACCAAAGCUGCUGAAACCACAGAGGAAAGUCGCCCUGCCAAAGAUCACUGAGGAAAACUUGACCUAUGCCGAGCUGGAGCUGAUCAAACCACACCAGGCUGCCAAAGGCGUCCCCACCAGCACCGUGUACGCGCAGAUCCUCUUUGAGGAGAACCAGCUGUAGUGACACACCUCCCUUCUGGCUGUCACCUGUGCUCCGAGUUAUUUAUGAUACUCAGAAACAACUGCCCUAUUUUUGUAUUUUCUCUUGUGCCUUCCAUGUGCUGAGGAGCCCCUUCGAUAGCAUUCUGAUGUCUUCUAAGAGGUAUGCACUCCCCAGGAAAGAAAGGAUACAGCCCUUGGCCAUGUCUCCUAAGACAAGAGGUCCCUGACCUGAUCCUGAGGUGCAAGGAUUCUGCUACAGAGAGCAUCUGCUGAGCCAACUCUUAUCACCUUCUUCUUCUCUUCUUGGGUCUUAAUUUAUAGGGGAAACUUAUUAAAUCUUAAUUUUGAUCUGCCAUCCUCACUGAGAAGCCAAACACAUAGUUUAUAUAGCCACAGGGAAUGCCUGUGGAGGUCACAGAGAGCAGUGGGAUAUGUGGACUCACUGGUUCUCUGAGGUUCAGAUGGUAUUGCUGGGGCACCCAGAGCACAGCCAGCCUCUGAUGGGU
Acomys russatus (golden spiny mouse) is the source of this 1531-nucleotide messenger RNA. It is a transcript of the gene Vstm4, whose product is annotated as V-set and transmembrane domain containing 4. The transcript is spliced from 8 exons. Lineage: Eukaryota; Metazoa; Chordata; Mammalia; Rodentia; Muridae. The record is from RefSeq and is a predicted model, not a curated record. Bases 88 to 1044 code for a protein of 318 amino acids.